AUGACCAAGGGAACCAGCUCCUUCGGCAAGCGCCACAACAAAUCGCACACUCUGUGCCGUCGCUGCGGACGAAGGUCGCUUCACAUCCAGAAGCACACCUGCUCAUCAUGCGGUUACCCAGCUGCUAAGACAAGAAAGUACAACUGGUCCGAGAAGGCUAAGCGAAGAAAGACCACCGGUACCGGCAGAAUGAGAUACCUCAAGACCGUCAGCAGACGGUUCAAGAACGGUUUCCAGACUGGUACUCCACAUAACGCCCGCGGACCAACCAAGACCGGUGCUCCAGAGGCUGCUAAGGCGGAGUAA
This is a messenger RNA of Orbilia oligospora ATCC 24927, 306 nucleotides long. RefSeq lists its product as uncharacterized. The record is from RefSeq and is a predicted model, not a curated record. Bases 1 to 306 code for a protein of 101 amino acids. Gene Ontology annotation, molecular function: RNA binding; structural constituent of ribosome. Gene Ontology annotation, biological process: translation. Lineage: Eukaryota; Fungi; Ascomycota; Orbiliomycetes; Orbiliales; Orbiliaceae. Gene Ontology annotation, cellular component: cytosolic large ribosomal subunit; ribosome. The transcript is spliced from 4 exons.